Messenger RNA from Parasteatoda tepidariorum (common house spider), 1080 nucleotides. The record is from RefSeq and is a predicted model, not a curated record. NCBI's taxonomy places the organism in Eukaryota, Metazoa, Arthropoda, Arachnida, Araneae, Theridiidae.
AUGAUACAGACCAUUUCAACACAUCGUGGUACGUAUCGCAUGCAUAGGCCUAGUUUUGGAAUCAAGACAGCACCAUCAGAAUUCAAUCGCAUUCUUUCGCAAAUUCUCAAAGGAUUACCAAAAACAGAAUCUUACUUUGACGAUAUUAUUAUACAUUAUGAAACACUUCAAGAAUGUACUGAAAAUUUAGAAGCUUGCUUACAAGGACUUUCUGACUAUGAUUUGCACAUAAAUAAACAAAAGUGUUCCUUCUUUCAAGAAAAAAUCGAAUAUCUCGGACAUGUUAUUGAAUAUAAUAAGAUAAGUAAAUCGCCAACAAAAAUUCAAGCUGUUCAAGAAAUGCCAAGACCAUCAAAUAUUGAAGAAAUCAAACGAUUUUUGGGACUUGUAACUUACUACUCCCGUUUUAUGCCAAAUUUUUCAACUAUAUCAUACCCACUUCGACGGUUGCUAAGAAAAAACCAGCCUUGGUUAUGGACUGCAAGUUGUGAAUCUGCAUUCCUGAAACUGAAAAAUGAACUUACCAGUGAUAGAGUUCUUGUUCCUUUUGAUACUAGUUUACCAAUUGUCCUGACCACAGAUGCCAGCCCUACGGGAAUUGCAGCAGUAUUGAGUCACUCUAAACAAGGUGUAGAAAGACCUAUUGCUUACGCAUCUCGUUCACUUACCAACUCUGAAUAUUCAGAAUUUACAUUGUUUGAUGGCAUACUUUUUCGAAGAGAAAGAGUAGUUAUUCCAAAAAGCUUACGUUCAAACAUACUAAAGGAACUUCACGAAACUCAUCUAGGAAUAACUAAAAUGAAGCAACUGGCAAGACAGUAUGUUUAUUGGCCUGCCAUUGAUCGUGACAUUGAAAAUUUAGUCAAAGGAUGUGAAGGCUGCGCAUUGACAAAGUCUAAUCCUCCAAAGGUAUCUGUCCAUCCGUGGGAAUCUCCAGCAGAUAACUGGGACAGAAUUCAUAUAGAUUAUGCAGGUCCAUUUGAAAAUUACUAUUUUUUGGUGUGUGUUGAUGCUAAGUCCAAAUGGGUGGAAGUCGAAUCAUUAAAGAUGCCCCAACUAGUUCAAAAACUAUCCUUUUGA